AUUUUUAGGUUUUUAUUUCAACAAUUCUUUAUCCUACUUCGAUUGCUUAAUGCGUGGCUUUAUGCACUGCAGGAAGACUUUGGAGACAAAACUGAGAUGGCAGCCAGGAAUGCUUUCAGGUAUGUUUCUCGUAGGCUCUCCAGCAGUGGCAAGGUGCUAGGCGAGGAGGAAAGAGCAGCUGAAAAUGUCUACAUCAAGAAAGUUGAGAAGGAGAAGUUGGAGAAGCUUGCACGUAAGGGUCCUAAGCCAGAAGAAGAAGCUGCAACAAGCUCUGGUGUGUCAGGAUCAGUAACUGAUGCUACUGCAAGUGCACAGACCUCCUCAACUCCCGGGGUAUCGGACGACAAGUAUCGCAACUAUGCUGUAGUAGCUGGACUAGUAACUGGUGUCGGUGCUCUCGGUUGGUAUCUUCUGUCAAAGGACAAGAAGGCUGAAGAAGUACAGGACUGAAGUGUUCAUUCAUAGUCAAGUAAAACAAAACAUGAUCAUGUAUCAAAACAUUUUCAUCUCAUGUCCUUUUGAUAUGUUUUCUACCCGCGGUAGGCGGCACAUACAAUAUCGCUUCCAUUUUAGAGCAUAUUGAAAAUUAAGUUUGAUCAGUGACUAUUAAGCUCGACUUCAAUGCUUG
Molecule: messenger RNA, 628 nt
Organism: Nicotiana attenuata
Lineage: Eukaryota; Viridiplantae; Streptophyta; Magnoliopsida; Solanales; Solanaceae
Exons: 4
Coding region: 97-450 (117 amino acids)
Source: RefSeq, a predicted model, not a curated record